Molecule: messenger RNA, 773 nt
Organism: Ostrinia furnacalis (Asian corn borer)
Lineage: Eukaryota; Metazoa; Arthropoda; Insecta; Lepidoptera; Crambidae
Product: serine/threonine-protein kinase Smg1-like
Exons: 5
Coding region: 225-569 (114 amino acids)
Cellular component (GO): nucleus
Molecular function (GO): protein binding; protein serine/threonine kinase activity
Source: RefSeq, a predicted model, not a curated record
GCGCGCUGCUCGCCGACACCGCCGCGCCGCUCGCCGUGCUGGCGCAUCAUAAGGGAGUGAACCCGGCCACAACAUAUUUGGCGGCGGAGCGCGCAGCUGAAAACCUAGUGGGCGCGCUACAGGCGGCGGGCGAAGCCUCCGAGGGGGCGGAGCCCGAGCCGGCGGGUGGGGAGCGCGCCCGCGCCGCCGCCGCCGCGCACGCCGCCGUGCAACUUGCCGCCGACAUGCCGGCUUUGACCGACAUGCUGCUGGACCUGCACCACGCGUGGGACAGCGGCGCGCGGCGCCUCACGCGACAACCGGCGCUUGCGCACCACGCACACGGAUCAUCUACAGCGGCGUGGCCCUCGGCCAGUACCAGUGGGCCCGGAGGGCCCGCGGGCCCGGCGGGGGGCCGCAGCGCGACGGGCGCGGGCGUGUGGCGCCGCGUGCGCCUGAAGCUGGAGGGCCGCGAGCGCGAUGCGGCGCGCCGCGCCAUGCCGCAGGAACAGGUGGAGUACAUAAUAUCGGAAGCGACCAGCGCAGAGAACCUGUGCCUGAUGUACGAGGGCUGGAUGGCGUGGGUAUGAAGCGCCCGCGGGACCCUCCUGAGGGACCGGACCCACACGACGCCCCGCCCACGGCGCGCGGCGAGCAGCGCCCGGCGCUCGACGACUCGGCCUGCUGACGGUUUAGAUUACUUCUCGAUCGAUGUGUCUCUUUGUUUAAAUUCGAAAAGACGGACGUCCGUCUCGCAGUGGAGCCUGCGUGGGCCGCAGACACGAUCGGGACUG